CAACAACAACAACAACAGCAACUCUGACGUGAAAAUGCAGCAGGCUUCGACUCUGCAGCAGCAACAGCAGUCCCAAUCGCAGCAGAAACGCAAAAUGUACGCACAGGUAACGCCGUAUAGUAACUCGACGGCCAGUCAUCAACCAGCCUCCGUCGCGCGGAGGAACGCUCGGGAGCGAAAUCGCGUUAAGCAGGUGAACAAUGGUUUUGCUACGCUCAGGCAACACAUACCCCAAACAUUAGCCCAGGCACUGGGAAACAACACCGCCGGCACUCACGGCGGUGCUCGCGCCGGUAGUAAGAAACUGUCGAAGGUCGAGACGCUGAGAAUGGCGGUAGAGUACAUAAGGAACCUGCAGCAGUUGCUGGACGAGCACGAUUCCGAGGCCGGUUCAUCCGCGUCAUCCCCGUCGUCGGGCAGUAGCGUAGGGUCGCCCUCACCGAAGGCAUCCCACUCCAUCGGCUCGUCCAGUCUCAUUUCGGAUCUGGACCAUCAUCAACAACAGGCUGACAUCAAGUUCGAGUUCAAAUCCGAGAGCGGAGACGACGACGUUCAGGAUAUUAUGCAACACCACCACCAUCAUCUCCAUCGUCAUCAGCCGACGGAACUCAAGUUCGAGCUCAAGUCCGAGAGCGGUGAUGACGACGUUCAGGACAUCGUACAGCAUCACCAUCACCUAUCUCAACACCACCUCCAUCAUCAUCAUCAUCACCACCACCAUCAGCACCAAAUGGGCCUGCAGCAGCAGCACAGACAGAGUCCUGUCUACAUACCGGCGCCCUGCUCCGAAGCCUCGAGCUCACCGACCCCGAGCUUCGUUUCCGAGUCCUCGUCAGCUGGGGGCAGCCAGAGCUACGGCGUCAACUUUGCCAGCGCGAUCUACGCUGGACACCACGACGGCUACGACAGCUACGAUCCGAUGAGUCCCGAGGACGAAGAGCUCCUGGACUACAUCUCACUGUGGCAGCAGGGCCAAUGAGUCACCGCACCCCGGACGUUCCUUUCAUUAGCGGCCGCCUUGCGAGAGACUGGCACA
Messenger RNA from Ceratosolen solmsi marchali, 1036 nucleotides. Its product is annotated as achaete-scute complex protein T5. The record is from RefSeq and is a predicted model, not a curated record. Bases 35 to 979 code for a protein of 314 amino acids. Gene Ontology annotation, cellular component: RNA polymerase II transcription regulator complex. The transcript has a single exon. Gene Ontology annotation, molecular function: protein dimerization activity; RNA polymerase II transcription regulatory region sequence-specific DNA binding; DNA-binding transcription factor activity, RNA polymerase II-specific. Gene Ontology annotation, biological process: regulation of transcription by RNA polymerase II. NCBI's taxonomy places the organism in Eukaryota, Metazoa, Arthropoda, Insecta, Hymenoptera, Agaonidae.